GUCAGCGAGUUUCGAAUAUCGAAUUAUAUUUUUAUGUGAACAAGCAUUAAUGUCGAUUUUUUCCCACACGAGCAAAGCAAACAUGUCUGCCGUGGAGUUGAAUCCGAGACCUGUGCGGGUUUCUCCAUUAAUUAAGGCUUGCCGGUGGACAUUUCUCAUUUCCGGAAUACUGUAUGGAGCCUACCAUCACAAGCGAUUAAGCCAGAAGGAAGCAAUGCUUCGAGAAAUUGAAGAACGAGAAAGGCCAGCAAAGCAAGCUAAAAUAGCUGCCGAGAGGAAGCUUGCUAUUGCAGCGGAACAGCGAAUGCUUGACGAGCUCUUGAACCCAGCUAAAAAAUAAACUAACUCAAGUCAAACUAGUGUAAAUUAUUGUCAUUAAUAAAGUAAUUUCAAUGUUACUGAAAAUUCGAGUUUCAAGAUAUUGCUGUGCGAAUUCACCCAUCGUUUCUGUACAUUUUAAUUUGCAGCGAAAAUGUCGCUUUUGAGAUAAGCUUUUGUUGUUUAAAAAUAUGUUGAAAUAUUAAAUAAAUUUGAUUUACUUAAAACUCUC
This is a messenger RNA of Belonocnema kinseyi, 550 nucleotides long. RefSeq names its product ATP synthase subunit e, mitochondrial-like (gene ATPsynE). Gene Ontology annotation, biological process: proton motive force-driven ATP synthesis. NCBI's taxonomy places the organism in Eukaryota, Metazoa, Arthropoda, Insecta, Hymenoptera, Cynipidae. The coding region runs from base 50 to 340 and encodes 96 amino acids. Gene Ontology annotation, molecular function: proton transmembrane transporter activity. The transcript is spliced from 3 exons. The record is from RefSeq and is a predicted model, not a curated record.